AUGGCAAAUUCUAUGAAUGGCAGAAACCCUGGUGGUCGAGGAGGAAACCCCCGAAAAGGACGAAUUUUGGGUAUUAUUGAUGCUAUUCAAGAUGCAGUUGGACCCCCUAAGCAAGCCGCAGCAGAUCGCAGGACUGUGGAGAAAACUUGGAAGCUCAUGGACAAAGUGGUCAGACUGUGCCAAAACCCCAAACUCCAGCUGAAAAAUAGCCCACCAUAUAUACUUGAUAUUUUACCUGAUACAUAUCAACAUUUGAGACUUAUAUUGAGUAAAUAUGAUGACAACCAGAAACUUGCCCAACUCAGUGAGAAUGAAUAUUUUAAAAUCUACAUUGAUAGUCUAAUGAAAAAGUCAAAAAGGGCAAUAAGGCUCUUUAAAGAAGGGAAGGAGAGGAUGUAUGAAGAGCAGUCGCAGGACAGACGAAAUCUCACAAAACUAUCCCUUAUCUUCAGUCACAUGUUGGCAGAAAUCAAAGCAAUCUUUCCCAAUGGACAGUUCCAGGGAGAUAACUUCCGUAUCACGAAAGCAGAUGCUGCUGAAUUCUGGAGAAAGUUUUUUGGAGACAAAACGAUCGUACCAUGGAAAGUAUUCAGACAGUGCCUUCAUGAGGUGCAUCAGAUUAGCUCUGGCCUGGAAGCAAUGGCUCUCAAAUCAACAAUUGACUUGACUUGUAAUGAUUACAUUUCGGUUUUUGAAUUUGAUAUUUUUACCAGACUGUUCCAGCCUUGGGGCUCUAUUUUACGGAAUUGGAAUUUCUUAGCUGUAACACAUCCGGGUUACAUGGCAUUUCUCACAUAUGAUGAAGUGAAAGCACGGCUACAGAAAUACAGCACCAAGCCCGGAAGCUACAUUUUCCGCUUAAGCUGCACCAGGCUGGGGCAGUGGGCCAUUGGCUAUGUGACAGGGGACGGCAAUAUCUUACAGACCAUACCGCACAACAAGCCCUUGUUUCAAGCCCUGAUUGAUGGAAGCAGGGAAGGAUUCUAUCUUUAUCCUGAUGGAAGGAGUUAUAAUCCUGAUUUAACUGGACUAUGUGAACCUACACCCCAUGAUCAUAUAAAAGUUACACAGGAACAAUAUGAGUUAUACUGUGAGAUGGGUUCCACUUUCCAGCUCUGUAAGAUCUGUGCUGAGAACGACAAGGAUGUCAAGAUCGAGCCUUGUGGGCACCUGAUGUGCACCUCUUGUCUCACCGCCUGGCAGGAGUCAGACGGCCAGGGGUGCCCAUUCUGUCGCUGCGAAAUAAAAGGGACGGAGCCCAUCAUUGUGGACCCCUUUGAUCCGAGGGACGAAGGGUCCAGGUGCUGUAGCAUCAUCGACCCUUUUGGAAUGCCCAUGCUGGACUUGGACGAUGAUGAUGACCGGGAAGAGUCCUUGAUGAUGAAUCGGUUGGCAAAUGUUCGAAAGUGCACUGAGAGGCAGAGCUCCCCCGUCACGUCUCCCGGAUCCUCUCCCCUGGCUCAGAGAAGAAAGCCACACCCAGACCCUCUCCAGAUCCCACAUCUAAGCCUCCCUCCAGUGCCUCCCCGCCUGGACCUCAUUCAGAAAGGCAUAGUUCGGUCUCCCUGUGGCAGCCCCACUGGCUCACCAAAGUCUUCUCCUUGCAUGGUGAGAAAACAAGAUAAACCACUCCCAGCCCCACCACCACCCUUAAGAGACCCUCCUCCCCCUCCACCCGAGAGGCCUCCCCCAGUGCCCCCGGACAACAGACUGAGCCGUCACAUCCAUCACGUGGAAAGCGUGCCUCCCAGAGACCAGCCCGUGCCUCUUGAAGCCUGGUGCCCGCGGGACGUGCUGGGGACUAAUCAGUCGGUGGGAUGUCGCCUCCUUGGGGACGGCUCCCCGAAGCCUGGAAUCACGGCGAGUUCCAGUGCAAACGGAAGGCAUAGUCGGAUGGGCUCUGACCCAGUGCUUCUCCGGAAACACAGGCGCAAUGAUGUGCCUUUAGAAGGAGCCAAGGUCUUUUCCAAUGGUCACCUGGGAAGUGAAGAAUACGAUGUUCCUCCCCGGCUUUCUCCUCCCCCUUCCGCUGCCACCCUUCUCCCCAGCAUCAGGUGUACUGGUCCAUUAGCGAAUUCCCUUUCAGAGAAAACAAGAGACCUGGUAGAGGAAGAUGACGAUGAAUACAAGAUUCCUUCAUCCCAUCCUGUUUCCUUGAAUUCACAACCAUCUCAUUGUCAUAAUGCAAAACCUCCUCCUAGAUCUUGUGAUAACGGUCACUGCAUAUUGAAUGGAACACAUGGCACAUCCUCAGAGAUGAAGAAAUCAAACAUCCCUGAGUUAGGCGCGUAUUUAAAGGGAGAUGGUUUUGAUUCAGCAGCCUGCGAUCCAGUGCCAUUGCUACCCGCCAGGCCUGCAGCCCGGGACAGUGCAAAGCAUGGGUCUUCACUCAACAGGACGCCCUCUGAUUAUGACCUCCUCAUCCCUCCGUUAGGCGAAGAUGCUUUUGAUGCCCUGCCUCCGUCCCUCCCGCCUCCCCCACCUCCCGCAAGGCACAGCGUCAUCGAACAUUCGAAACCUCCUGGCUCCGGCAGCCGACCAUCCUCAGGACAGGACCUUUUCCUCCUUCCGUCAGAUCCCUUUUUUGCUCCAGCAAGUGGCCAAGCUCCUUCGCCUCCUGCUAGGAGAUCACCAGGCGAGACUGUCAAGCCCAGCAGAGCGCCGCAGGACUAUGAUCCACUCCCUUCAUCUUCAGAUGGUUCACAAGCACCAGCCAGACCUCCUAAACCACGACCCCGCAGGACUGCACCCGAAAUUCACCACCGAAAACCCCACGGGCCGGAGGCAGCAUUGGAAAACGUCGAUGCAAAAAUUGCAAAACUCAUGGGAGAGGGCUAUGCCUUUGAAGAAGUGAAAAGAGCCUUAGAAAUAGCCCAGAAUAAUGUGGAGGUGGCCCGUAGCAUCCUCCGAGAAUUUGCCUUCCCCCCUCCAGUCUCCCCACGUCUAAAUCUAUAG
Rangifer tarandus platyrhynchus (Svalbard reindeer) is the source of this 2955-nucleotide messenger RNA. The record is from the annotation of a GenBank genome assembly. NCBI's taxonomy places the organism in Eukaryota, Metazoa, Chordata, Mammalia, Artiodactyla, Cervidae.